AUUCCCUAUGUUCAAAAUUUUGAUCAUAAAUUCUUUGAAUCUUUUCUCUCUUUUAUUGUUAAAUUAUUGCAUUAUAAUUAUUAUUUAUUUUAAUUUAUUUUAAUUUAUCAGAACAUUAAGUUACAAAAUUUUUGUUUUUUUUUUUAUAUAAAUCAAUUCUAUGUCAUUUAUGUGUAUUAUUUAACAACAUGAUAUAAAUAAUUGACGUAGGUUAUCUUUAAUAAGUCUAUGAAAUUUUAUAAAUAAAAUUUAUAUCAUGAACGAAAUAAAAGAAAUAAAUAUAUAUCGUGAUACUCCUAUUAGAUAUUUAGGAUAUGCAAAUGAAAUUGGAGAAGCUUUUAGGCCUAUAAUUCCACAGUCAAUUGUAUGGUUUAGUUAUACUGUAGCCAGUGGAUAUGUUCUUGCAGAUACAAUAAACAGUGGCUUUAACACUUAUUCAAACACUGUUACUACAAAAUCAAAAAAUGUUUUACUUUCUAUGACAGACACUUUGUUAUGGCAGUCAUUUGCAUCUGUAAUUAUUCCUGGUUACACAAUAAACAGAGUUUGUGCUGCUGUGCAAUUUAUACAAAAGAAAAGCAAUAAUACGCAUUUAAAAAAUAGGUGGAUUCCAACUUUAAUUGGUUUAGCAGCUAUACCUAUUAUAAUACAUCCUAUAGAUAACUUAGUAGAAGAAAUAAUGAAUAUUACAUACAGAAAAUGGAUACGUUAUUAUCCAAAAUGACCACCAAUCAAAAAUUAUAUCAUAAUUAGUAUAAUUAGAUCAAAUUAUUCUGAGAAUAUUAUUUCUGAGAAUUGAUUCAGUUUUCAAAUGAAAUAAAAAAUGUUACUUAUAUAUGUACAAAAAUUAUAAUACAAUUAUAUCUAUUUUAUUAUACUAUUGUACAAGUUGAAUAUUUUUAUUUUGAUAUACAUAUAUAGAAAAUGCUUUGAAACAUAUAUUUUAAAUUAAAAACAUAGCUAUAAAAAAAAAAAUAAAAUGUGUUA
Molecule: messenger RNA, 987 nt
Organism: Apis dorsata (giant honeybee)
Lineage: Eukaryota; Metazoa; Arthropoda; Insecta; Hymenoptera; Apidae
Product: mitochondrial fission process protein 1
Exons: 3
Coding region: 257-724 (155 amino acids)
Biological process (GO): mitochondrial fission
Cellular component (GO): mitochondrion
Source: RefSeq, a predicted model, not a curated record